UUUGCGUCACGUCCGCCCCGCCCGCUGCCACUUGUGGCUCUGCCGCUCUAGCCCUUGGCGGAGCCAGCUGCCGCUCUUCGGUGCUGGCCCCGGUUCCGGCCCCGUUGCCCAGGGAACAGGCUCCCGGCAGCCCCCGCGGCCCGGAGUCCAUCCCCGCCUCCUCCGGCCCGGCGGGGCCGACGAGUCCGGAGGGGCUGCCGCGGGAGCCCCCAGGUUUCCCUAGAUGACAAAUAAACAUUCCUUUUCCUGCGUGAAGAUCGUCUGUGGAAACCUUGGCCAUGGCAUCGGUAUCAGAGCCUGUUACAUUCAGAGAGUUCUGCCCGUUGUACUAUCUCCUCAAUGCCAUUCCGACAAAGAUCCAGAAGGGUUUCCGCUCUAUCGUGGUCUAUCUCACGGCCCUCGACACCAACGGGGACUACAUCGCGGUGGGCAGCAGCAUCGGCAUGCUCUAUCUGUACUGCCGGCACCUCAACCAGAUGAGGAAGUACAACUUUGAGGGGAAGACGGAAUCUAUCACUGUGGUGAAGCUGCUGAGCUGCUUUGAUGACCUGGUGGCAGCAGGCACAGCCUCUGGAAGGGUUGCAGUUUUUCAACUUGUAUCUUCAUUGCCAGGGAGAAAUAAACAGCUUCGGAGAUUUGAUGUCACUGGUAUUCACAAAAAUAGCAUUACAGCUCUGGCUUGGAGCCCCAAUGGAAUGAAAUUGUUCUCUGGAGAUGACAAAGGCAAAAUUGUUUAUUCUUCUCUGGAUCUAGACCAGGGGCUUUGUAACUCCCAGCUGGUGUUGGAGGAGCCGUCUUCCAUUGUACAGCUGGAUUAUAGCCAGAAAGUGCUGCUGGUCUCUACUCUGCAAAGAAGUCUACUCUUUUAUACUGAAGAAAAGUCUGUAAGGCAAAUUGGAACACAACCAAGGAAAAGUACUGGGAAAUUUGGUGCUUGUUUUAUACCAGGACUCUGUAAGCAAAGUGAUCUAACCUUGUAUGCAUCACGGCCCGGGCUCCGGCUGUGGAAGGCUGAUGUCCACGGGACCGUUCAAGCCACGUUUAUCUUAAAAGAUGCUUUUGCCGGGGGAGUCAAGCCUUUUGAACUGCACCCGCGUCUGGAAUCCUCCAACAGUGGAAGUUGCAGCUUACCUGAGAGGCACCUGGGGCUUGUUUCGUGUUUCUUUCAAGAAGGCUGGGUGCUGAGUUGGAAUGAAUAUAGUAUCUAUCUCCUAGACACAGUCAACCAGGCCACAAUUGCUGGUUUGGAAGGAUCCGGUGAUAUUGUGUCUGUUUCAUGCACAGGAAAUGAAAUAUUUUUCUUGAAAGGAGAUAGGAACAUUAUAAGAAUUUCAAGCAGGCCUGAAGGAUUAACAUCAAUAGUGAGAAAUGGUCUGGAGAUGUCUGGAUGCUCAGAGCGUGUCCACAUGCAGCAAGCAGAGAAACUGCCAGGGGCCACAGUUUGUGAAACAAGGCUCAGAGUCUCUUCCGUGGCCAGCUCCGUGGCCAGUGAGCCAAGGAGCAGGAGCAGCUCGCUCAACUCCACCGACAGCGGCUCCGGGCUCCUGCCACCUGGGCUCCAGGCCACCGCUGAGCUGGGCAAGGGCAGCCAGCCCCCCUCACAGAGAUUCAACGCCAUCAGCUCAGAGGAUUUUGACCAGGAGCUUGUCGUGAAGCCUAUCAAAGUGAAAAGGAAGAAGAAGAAGAAGAAGACAGAAGGUGGAAGCAGGAGUACCUGUCACAGCUCCCUGGAAUCGACACCCUGCUCCGAAUUUCCUGGGGACAGUCCCCAGUCCUUGAACACAGACUUGCUGUCGAUGACCUCAAGUGUCCUGGGCAGUAGUGUGGAUCAGUUAAGUGCAGAGUCUCCAGACCAGGAAAGCGGCUUCAGUGGUGAAGUGAACGGUGUCCCGCAGGAAAAUACUGACCCCGAAACGUUUAAUGUCCUGGAGGUGCCAGGAUCUGUGCCUGAUUCCGUGGCUGAGGAAGAUGACAUUAGAACUGAAAUGCCACACUGUCACCAUGCACAUGGGCAGGAGCUGCUCAAUGGAGUGAGGGAAGAUGUGGGAGGCAGUGAUGUCACAGGACUCGAAGAUGAGCCAUGUCCUGCAGACGACGGACCAAAUAGCACACAGUUACCCUUCCAAGAACAGGACAGCUCUCCUGGGGUGCAUGAUGGGGAAGACGUCCAACCCAUUGGCCCCCAAAGCACUUUUUGUGAAGCCCCCCUCCUGAACUCACUCACUGUGCCUUCCAGCCUCAGCUGGGCUCCAUGUGCUGAGCAGUGGCUGCCUGGGACCAGAGCUGAUGAGGGCAGCCCUGUGGAGCCCAGCCAAGAGCAGGACAUCCUGACCAGCAUGGAGGCCUCUGGCCACCUCAGCACAAAUCUCUGGCAUGCUGUCACUGAUGAUGACACAGGUCAGAAAGAAACACCCAUUUCUGAACGUGUCUUGGGGAGUGUGGGAGGACAGCUGACUCCGGUCUCUGCCUUGGCGGCCAGCACUCACAAGCCCUGGCUUGAGCAGCCUCCACGGGAUCAGGCAUUGACGUCCAGCGAUGAGGAGGACAUCUAUGCCCACGGGCUUCCGUCUUCAUCCUCAGAGACGAGUGUGACAGAGCUCGGCCCUAGUCGCUCCCAGCAGGACCUGAGCCGGCUGGGUGCAGAGGACGCCGGGCUGCUCAAGCCAGAUCAGUUUGCAGAAAGCUGGAUGGGCUACUCGGGUCCCGGCUAUGGCAUCCUCAGCUUGGUGGUCUCUGAGAAAUAUAUCUGGUGCCUGGACUACAAAGGCGGCCUGUUCUGCAGCGCGUUGCCGGGCGCCGGGCUGCGCUGGCAGAAGUUUGAAGAUGCUGUCCAGCAGGUGGCAGUCUCGCCCUCAGGAGCGCUUCUCUGGAAGAUAGAACAGAAAUCUAACCGGGCUUUUGCUUGUGGGAAAGUCACCAUCAAGGGGAAGCGGCACUGGUACGAAGCCCUGCCCCAGGCAGUGUUUGUGGCCCUGAGCGAUGACACGGCCUGGAUCAUCAGGACCAGCGGGGACCUAUACUUGCAGACAGGUCUGAGCGUGGAUCGCCCUUGUGCCAGAGCUGUAAAGGUGGACUGUCCCUACCCGCUGUCCCAGAUCACAGCCCGGAACAAUGUGGUGUGGGCGCUGACAGAGCAGAGGGCCCUCCUGUACCGGGAGGGCGUGAGCAGCUUCUGUCCGGAAGGCGAGCAGUGGAAGUGUGACAUCGUCAGCGAAAGGCAAGCUUUAGAACCUGUCUGCAUAACGCUCGGGGAUCAGCAGACUCUCUGGGCCCUGGACAUCCAUGGAAACCUGUGGUUCAGAACCGGCAUUAUUUCCAAGAAGCCCCAAGGAGAUGAUGACCAUUGGUGGCAAGUGAGCAUCACAGACUAUGUGGUGUUUGACCAGUGCAGCUUAUUUCAGACGAUAAUCCAUGCCACUCACUCGGUGGCCACAGCGGCCCAAGCCCCUGUAGAAAAGGUGGCAGAUAAGCUGCGCAUGGCGUUUUGGUCCCAGCAGCUUCAGUGCCAGCCAAGCCUUCUCGGGGUCAAUAACAGCGGUGUCUGGAUCUCCUCGGGCAAGAAUGAAUUCCACGUCGCUAAGGGGAGUCUCAUAGGCACCUACUGGAAUCAUGUUGUUCCCCGUGGGACAGCUUCUGCUACAAAAUGGGCCUUUGUGUUGGCUUCUGCGGCUCCCACGAAGGAAGGAAGCUUCCUGUGGCUAUGCCAGAGCAGCAAGGACCUGUGCAGCGUCAGCGCCCAGAGCGCACAGUCGCGGCCCUCCACGGUACAGCUGCCUCCCGACGCCGAGAUGCGCGCCUAUGCCGCCUGCCAGGAUGCGCUGUGGGCGCUGGACAGCCUCGGCCAGGUGUUCAUCAGGACGCUCUCCAAUAGCUGCCCCACGGGCAUGCACUGGACCAGGCUGGACCUCUCCCAGCUAGGAGCUGUAAAAUUGACAAGCUUGGCAUGUGGAAAUCAGCACAUCUGGGCCUGUGAUUCCAGGGGUGGAGUUUACUUCCGUGUAGGGACUCAGCCUCUCAAUCCCAGUCUCAUGCUUCCAGCCUGGAUAAUGAUUGAGCCACCUGUCCAGCCCGCCGGGGUCAGCUUGGUCAGCGUCCAUUCCAGCCCCAACGACCAGAUGCUGUGGGUGCUUGACAGCAGGUGGAACGUGCACGUGCGGACCGGGAUCACCGAGGAGAUGCCUGUGGGGACCGCCUGGGAGCACGUGCCAGGGUUGCAGGCCUGCCAGCUGGCGCUGAGCACCAGGACCGUGUGGGCCCGCUGUCCAAACGGAGAUCUCGCCCGGCGGUACGGCGUCACAGACAAGAACCCCGCCGGAGACUACUGGAAGAAAAUUCCCGGCAGUGUGUCAUGUUUCACAGUGACUGCGUCAGAUGAGCUGUGGGCUGUGGGCCCGCCUGGCUACCUCCUCCAACGGCUGACAAAGACGUUCAGCCACUCACACGGCACCCAGAAGAGCAGCCAGGCCGCCAUGCCCCACCCCGAGGACCUGGAGGACGAGUGGGAGGUCAUCUGAAGGAGCCCUGGCAGAGUCACGCGGAGGGGCCCAGCGUCUGUGGUGGGCACAGUGGCUUCGGAGUCACUCCCUGGUGGACGUGCUGCCUCAACACUUGUCCAGACACCUCUGGCCAGGUUGGACUCACACACUUACUUUCAUCUAUGUUGGUUUCUGUCUCGUUCCAGAACCCACAGCCUCCACCCGUGGCUGGCGUGAUUGCUGCAGCAGUGGCGCCUCCGAGCUCAGGACAGUGGUGACUGCCCGGCUGCAUGCACUCCGAUUACCCGCGUGCUGCCAUCUGGUCUCAUCCACAGAUAGCUCCAGCUUUUGCUGGUGGGAGUGGUCUCCGGACGCCUCCCAGAACCUAGGGUAGCCGGGCAGCUGGUUUGGCCCAGGGGCUCUUUCCACAUUAGUAGCCCCAGGGCCAGAUGGAGCUAAAGGUCAGCUCUCUGCAGCGCAGGAUGUGCUCGGUGAUGGCUUUGUCCCAUCACAGGGGGGUGUCCCCCCAGAGACAAAGCUGCAGAGCACAUUCCACGCCAGACGCUCUGGCCAGGAAGCCGAGGCCGGGCUUGAGAGGAGAGCGCUGGCCAUGCCAGGAGAGAACCAUGCACAUGCACAACACACCACACCUCACCACACCACACCUCACCACACAACACACCACACCACACCACACAACACGCCACACUGCACUGCACCAUACCUCACCACACAACACACCAC
Messenger RNA from Nomascus leucogenys (northern white-cheeked gibbon), 5219 nucleotides. It is a transcript of the gene TECPR2, whose product is annotated as tectonin beta-propeller repeat containing 2. Gene Ontology annotation, molecular function: protein binding. Lineage: Eukaryota; Metazoa; Chordata; Mammalia; Primates; Hylobatidae. The record is from RefSeq and is a predicted model, not a curated record.